AUGUCAUCACCGAGAAUACUGCCGUCCCACCUUCACGCAUUCGCUCCAGGUUCUGCUAACGGCAAUACGGUGCGAGUGCUGGGGCAAAUCACUACCGUGAGCGGAGAGGACUCCCACGUAUCCGUUGGAUCUAUGUUCGAAAUUGUCGGCAAAGUAAUCAACCUAGACGGCGGACAAGGCCUAGGGUUGCGAGUCUUGAGCGCGACGGAAUGGCCGAGAAACGAAAACGGACAGUUACCUGAUAUCAAGCUAUUUGAAGCCGUGGUCGAUGUGACUCAUCGCUACAAGAGCAUCUUCUACGGAGAGAACGAGAAUGGCCAGGAUGGGGGAUAUUGA
Messenger RNA from Exophiala spinifera, 336 nucleotides. RefSeq lists its product as uncharacterized. Bases 1 to 336 code for a protein of 111 amino acids. Gene Ontology annotation, cellular component: nucleus. Gene Ontology annotation, molecular function: DNA binding. Gene Ontology annotation, biological process: DNA recombination; DNA repair; DNA replication. The record is from RefSeq and is a predicted model, not a curated record. The transcript has 2 exons. Lineage: Eukaryota; Fungi; Ascomycota; Eurotiomycetes; Chaetothyriales; Herpotrichiellaceae.